This is a messenger RNA of Sclerotinia sclerotiorum 1980 UF-70, 240 nucleotides long. RefSeq lists its product with no specific name. The transcript is spliced from 2 exons. The coding region runs from base 1 to 240 and encodes 79 amino acids. Lineage: Eukaryota; Fungi; Ascomycota; Leotiomycetes; Helotiales; Sclerotiniaceae. The record is from RefSeq and is a predicted model, not a curated record.
AUGGGCAAUAACAAUAACAACAAGGAAACCCCUACCAACUCAGCCGAUGCAAAAGCCCCAGUAAUCCAUACCAAGCUCCCCAAAAUCCGCGAUCGUCGUCCCUCCAAACAAUCAUCCUCCUCUUCCUCCACCUCUAUCUCUACCUCCACCUCCACCUCUACCUCCACCUCCACCUCUACUUCCAAAAAACCCCUUUCCCUCCGACAACCAAGCACCCAAGACGUGCGAAAAGGGUUGUAA